AGGGGCUCCGACUUCAUGCCUGUGCCGCUUUGCUGCCGUGCGCGCUUGGCUGUUUCCUCUGACGGACCUGCGGGGAAACGAAGAGACCCAGGGAGAGGGCAGGAGACAAACCGGAGACGGACCUGGGCCACGGAAGAGGCCGAGGCUGCGGCCUGCCUCCCUCUCUUUCCCUCGCCUGCCUGGACCACCCUCCUUGGCCACAGCCCCCUCAGGUUCCCCCGGGGCCCAGCCCCUCCCCGUCUCUGGGGCCCCGGGCUCCCCUCGGGGCCUGUGUCCCACCAUGCCCGUGGCUGUGGAGAUCUUCGGCUUCUUCCUCACAGCCGUGGGGCUGCUGAUGCUGGGGGUGACCCUGGCGCACAGCAGCUGGCGAGUGUCCACCGUGCACGGGAACGUCAUCACCGCCAACACCAUCUUCGAGAACCUCUGGUACAGCUGUGCCACCGACUCCAUGGGAGUCCACAACUGCUGGGAGUUCCCAUCCAUGCUGGCCCUCUCCGGCUGGAGAGCAGACGGAGGGGAAAGGGCCGGCUCUGGGACCCAUGGCUGCGCCCCGCCUCCCCAGGGUACAUCCAGGCCUGCCGGGCGCUCAUGAUCACCGCCAUCCUCCUGGGCUUCCUGGGCCUCCUCCUAGGCAUGGUGGGGCUGCGCUGCACGAACAUUGGGGGCCUGGAGCUCUCCAGGAAAACCAAGCUGGCAGCCGCCGCAGGAGCCCUACACAUCCUGGCUGGCCUAGCUGGGUUCUCCGGUUCCUCCCCCAGGUAUCUGCGGGAUGGUGGCCGUCUCCUGGUACGCCUUCAACAUCACCAGGGACUUCUUCGACCCCUUGUACGCUGGAACCAAGUACGAGCUGGGCCCUGCCCUCUACCUGGGCUGGAGCGCCUGCCUGCUUGCCAUCCUGGGCGGCAUCUGCCUCUUCUCCAACUGCUGCUGCUCUCGGGACUGGGACCCCGCCGCCGGCGCCCAGCUUCCCUACAAGGCCCCCGUGAUACCGGCCGCCAGCCUCGCUGCCCGUCUGCCCGCUGCAGCCUCGGAUGAAGAGGGCGACAGCAGCUUUGGCAAGUACGGGAAGAACGCUUAUGUGUAGACGGCCGGGCCUGUGGACCCAUUCCCUUCCCACUGCCCCCAGUGGAGAGGGGUCCCCGGAAUACCGGGACUGCGGGCGCGGGCCCCUGCUCCAGGUUAUCAACUUCUGGGCCAAGCCACGCUUCAGGCUCCGCCCCCUGCCCGGAAGCCACACCCCGCUCUGGCCUCAGGCCCCGCCUUCCCACCGGAGCUCCGCCCUGGCCACGCCUCUUUCCUCUGGUUCUCUGGAUCCUCCGCAGCCAAGAACUGGCUGCCUGAGAACUCAUCUCUGGCCUCUGAGGCUGGACCCCUCUUAACCUUCUGAGUCUAGGUUCCGGGCCGUUAAGCAGGGGGAGGCGUCCCCGAGUGUUUUCAGUCUGUAUAAAUUCAUGCAUAAAUAAACUUGUGAACUGUU
This is a messenger RNA of Cervus elaphus (red deer), 1477 nucleotides long. RefSeq names its product claudin 15 (gene CLDN15). The record is from RefSeq and is a predicted model, not a curated record. Gene Ontology annotation, biological process: cell adhesion; bicellular tight junction assembly. The transcript is spliced from 6 exons. The coding region runs from base 16 to 1035 and encodes 339 amino acids. Gene Ontology annotation, molecular function: structural molecule activity. NCBI's taxonomy places the organism in Eukaryota, Metazoa, Chordata, Mammalia, Artiodactyla, Cervidae. Gene Ontology annotation, cellular component: plasma membrane; bicellular tight junction.